Messenger RNA from Polyodon spathula (Mississippi paddlefish), 1534 nucleotides. RefSeq lists its product as uncharacterized. Bases 77 to 1300 code for a protein of 407 amino acids. The transcript is spliced from 7 exons. NCBI's taxonomy places the organism in Eukaryota, Metazoa, Chordata, Actinopteri, Acipenseriformes, Polyodontidae. The record is from RefSeq and is a predicted model, not a curated record.
UGUGCCGCCUCCUGGGAGCUCCCUUCCACAGGCGACAAUGGAAUAGCCUGGACUCCCAGUGCAUUAUUCUUGUUUUAUGACUAUUUUCUUUCAUGUUAGAAGCCAUUUAUUGUCUGAUUUUAUCUUAGGAAUCAGUUCUCCAGAUAUUUCUAAGAUGUCUAGCACACCUCAAAGGACCAUCCUGAAACGCAAAACUAAGUCAGCUGCGUCACCUUCACUGGUCCCCAUUGAUAUGGAGUGGAAGGAGAGUGAAGCAGUCCAGCCGCAGAGCAACAAUCCUGAGGCAAGCCCCCUCCGUUUCCUCUCAGCUCCUGCACGGAAUAUCCUGUGGGACCCUCCCAGAAGCUCUCAGUCAUCAAGGACCUUUUCUUCAGUAAGUGGGAAUGUGAAGGAGGAGCCCAUUGUCAUCACAGGCAACCUCACAUCCAGCAUACAGAACACUGUACAAUUAGGGCCAGUAAUACCCAAAAGUCCCAAAAACUACAGGCCACUGCUGAGUUCCCACAACCCCUGCCCUGUGCUUCUUAGAAGUUUGAUGAUGGGGGAAGGAGAGAAGAAGAGGUGCAGGUGCAGCAACCGUCAGACCCCCUGCCUGACAGACCUGGAGUAUGAUGCCUUCAUCACGGGGCAGAUGCCAGGCACCGAGCAGAUCGUGGUGGUGUGCGUGGUCUCCUCGUCAAACCCCCAGAGCAGCCUCAGUGUGGACUUACUGGAGAAGCUGUAUGAGAAGAAAAAUAAAAACAGAAGCAUGCCUUGUGUACAGUGUCGACUAGACUCGUUCCGCCUGGUGAAGUAUGACCUCGCCACAGCGGGGUUGCAAACUGUCCCCCAGGGUCCUCUACUGCUGCAAAGACACAAUGUGGCUCCUGGUAUGUUUCUGAUGUACAUUUGUGGAAAGCUGCUCUUUGCGGACUAUAUUUUUAAUGGGUACAGCAGCUCUAUUAAAGACCUACAAAAGCAGAUUUCUAUAACACGUGGCAACUAUCGCAUGGGCCUCAGUCUUCCCUCAGAUUUCAGAUUCAGCCCUCAUCGGGAGAUUCCUGAAAGUAACACGACUCAAGGAGUACAGGGAGAAUGCACCACAUCUCCACAAUGUGACAGAUGUCAAUCAAAAGCUCCCCUUCAAAAAGAUGAGUGCUCAGUCCAGGUUGCUGACAGAGCAGUGUCAGUUCAAGAAUCUGUGACGUUUAAUAUGUCCAAAAGGAGCUAUCUGCUCUGUGACAGAAAGAAAAAGAACCAACCAUCUUUCACUUUGAAGGGCCAUUUCAAAAACCUGGAUCUGAUGAGAAUUGCUAAAUAAAACUUGAAUAUAUCCAUUGGAACAGCAGCUGUUAAGGUUCUAGUUCAAUCAGCAUUCAAAACAUUCAACAGCAGCGCAGAAGUAGAAUAAUCAAGUUACAGAUAAAGAAUCUGGAUUCCCAAAAUGUGAAUGUUUUUGGAAUGAAAUGGACUAGUGAGUGUUGUAAGUGUACUGCUAUGGCCAAAAGUUUUGCAUCACCCUAUAGAAGUAACAAAUUUUGCUUCAUAAAGUCAA